AUGCUUAUGGGACUUUCUUCAAGCCCUGGGGCGAAGACUACUGUGGAUUACACGGAAAACACUGCCAACGUCAAAAAGAAGGAAACGAGCCUCUACAAAAGGAAGCUUGAAGUGGUGCAGGAAAUUAUUCAGUUGUCAGGCACAGAGAGUCUGUCUAAGGAGAACAUAUCUUCAGUGAGACAGCUUUUCACAGAUGGAUCUUAUGUUUCUGUUCCUUCUCCCCUGGGAAAGAUCAAAAGUAUGACUAAAGAGAAGGCAGAUGUGCUUCUCCUGAGAGCAAGUCUUCCAUCAAAUUUCCACCUUCAACUUUCUGAACUGGAGUUUAAGGAGAUUAUUGGAUCAGGCUCCUUUGGAAAGGUCUACAAAAGAAGGUGCCGCAAUAAGAUAGUUGCAGUUAAACGGUACCGCGCAAAUACAUACUGCUCAAAGUCAGAUACAAGUAUGUUCUGUUGGGAGGUGUCCAUUCUGUGUUGUCUCAACCACCCCUGUGUGAUCCAGUUUGUGGGAGCAUGUUUGGACGACCCCAGUCAGUUUGCCAUUGUAACCCAAUAUGUGGCCGGAGGAUCACUGUUCUCAUUGUUACACGAGCAGAAGAGAAUCAUCGAUCUGCAGUCCAAGCUCAUCAUUGCCAUUGAUGUAGCCAAGGGCAUGGAGUAUCUGCACAAUCAGACCCAACCAAUCAUUCACAGAGACCUCAACAGGUUAGUCACCAUCAUCAUCAUCAUCAUCAUCAUCAUCAUCAUCAUCACAUGCUUCGUUCAGUAAUCAUGGUGUUUCUCUGUCCAUUUGUGUAAACCGUCCUAUUACAUGGUAGGCAGCAGGAUGAAAUGUGGCAUUCUGAGCUCUUUGUUUUAAACCUCCUUUCAUCCAAUGAUAUCUUUUUCAGUCAUAAUAUUCUACUGUAUGAAGAUGGACAUGCUGUGGUGGCUGAUUUUGGAUGCGU
This is a messenger RNA of Cyprinus carpio (common carp), 943 nucleotides long. RefSeq names its product serine/threonine-protein kinase TNNI3K-like. Gene Ontology annotation, molecular function: protein kinase activity; ATP binding. Gene Ontology annotation, biological process: protein phosphorylation. Bases 1 to 765 code for a protein of 254 amino acids. The transcript has 7 exons. Lineage: Eukaryota; Metazoa; Chordata; Actinopteri; Cypriniformes; Cyprinidae. The record is from RefSeq and is a predicted model, not a curated record.